This is a messenger RNA of Clonostachys solani, 267 nucleotides long. NCBI's taxonomy places the organism in Eukaryota, Fungi, Ascomycota, Sordariomycetes, Hypocreales, Bionectriaceae. The record is from the annotation of a GenBank genome assembly.
AUCAGGAGUAUAAGUGGACCAGCAGCAAUCAUCUUACAGCGCAUGUGCGUUAUCAUUAAGCUCCGUUCUCACAUGCGAACAGUAAGCAUAUGCUCCGCGCCCGAACCCGGCAAAAGAAGUACUAAUGUUGGGGCAAACCAGCGGCAGAAUUUUCUCGACCAUGGCUGGUGGCUGGCUGUUUCGGGCACGGCAAGACCAGCCGAGCCGAUCAGGCCAAACCAAGGCACCGAUGCCUCUUCUGCGGCAAACCUUAAACAACCUUGCUAG